AGUGUUUUAGGCUAGCGGCAGCCACGCUACCGGAAGCUAGCUUCCCAGUUAUGGGCCGCAACAAGAAGAAGAAGCGAGAUGGAGAUGACCGGCGGCCCCGGGUCGUCCUCAACUUCGAUGAAGAGAAGCGGCGGGAGUACCUGACAGGCUUCCACAAACGGAAGGUGGAGCGGAAGAAGGCAGCCAUCGAGGAGAUAAAGCACCGACUUAAGCAGGAGCAGAAGAAGCUCCGGGAAGAGCGCCACCAGGAAUACCUGAAGAUGCUGGCAGAAAGAGAGGAGGCUCUAGAGGAGGCGGAUGAGCUGGAGCGGCUGGUGACAGCAAAGACCGAGUCGGUGCAGUACGACCACCCCAAUCACACAGUUACCGUGACCACCAUCAGUGACCUGGACCUCUCAGGGGCCCGGCUGCUAGGUCUGCCCCUGCCUGAGCAAGGGGACCUGGAUGGGUCCCAGGAGGAAGUGCCGUCCAUGGAGAAGCCAACAAAAGCCUUGCCCAGGAAGUCCAAAGAUCCCUUGCUGUCUCAGCGCAUCUCCUCCCUCACAGCCACACUGCAUGCACACAGUCGGAAGAAGGUCAAGAGGAAACACCCUCGGCGGGCCCAGGACUCCACCAAGAAACCACCCAGUGCCACACGUACCAGCAAGACUCAGCGCCGCCGCCGGAUGACUGGAAAAGCCAGGCACAGCGGGGAGUGAGCCCUUGAGAAGAAGCCUGUGGCUCCCCAGCCAAAGUCCUUGGCUGUCACCCAGCUAUGCCGAGGGGUAACUGCAGCCUAAACCUGGAAACAGGACAUCUCCAGCCUGGGGCCAUCUCGCUUGGGAACCACCCUGGGCUUCGAGCCCGGAAGGAAUGGGCUUCCUAGAGCCCCAGGAGCCUGCAGAGCGGUGUCAGGGUUUCUUCACACCUGUACAUCCACCUGGGACUCAACAGUCUUUGAAACUUCUCUGUG
Onychomys torridus (southern grasshopper mouse) is the source of this 952-nucleotide messenger RNA. RefSeq names its product nucleolar protein 12 (gene Nol12). The record is from RefSeq and is a predicted model, not a curated record. The transcript has 6 exons. Bases 51 to 698 code for a protein of 215 amino acids. Lineage: Eukaryota; Metazoa; Chordata; Mammalia; Rodentia; Cricetidae. Gene Ontology annotation, cellular component: nucleolus. Gene Ontology annotation, molecular function: RNA binding.